Messenger RNA from Chara braunii, 5349 nucleotides. Lineage: Eukaryota; Viridiplantae; Streptophyta; Charophyceae; Charales; Characeae. The record is from the annotation of a GenBank genome assembly.
GGUGAAGGAAGCCCGCUUACCCACGACAGGGUCUCCGACUUCCAUCUCCAUUACCCUAAGGGAUGACAAGACCCAGCGCUUCUUCGAUCAGAUGGUCACCGACCUCCCCUUCUUCCUCACUCUCGAGCCGACUGAUCGUUCCCCGAUGUCUCGUCGCCACCGCUCCUCUGCACAUUUCGAUGUGAUGGAGAUGGGGUACGACUUCAUUCUCGGCACUCCAUGGUCUCGUCGGUUCCGCAGCACCGAGGCCGAUUGGGCGACCAACACUUUCGUUCUCAAAAUGAAGUGUGGACAGACGUAUCGCGUACCUUUCAUAGGUACCACGGCGACACCACGCCCCGAUCCUCCUCCCCCGGAGCCUUCAGUGCCCACACUAUCUCCCUCUAUCACUGUCACCUCGCCUCGGCAGUUCGCUCACUUCAUUCGACAGGACGACGUCACCUUCUCUAUGGUAGAUGUGACGGAUCUCUUACACUACGAUCCACCCUGUCCCGACGCCGAGCUUAUCCCUCUGGAGCCACAUCCUCCCUCUAUCUCCAUGGCUCCCAUCUCUACUUCCGUCCCUCCGUCGUCCGUCGAGUCCACCCCGCCGUCRCGCGCUGACGCUGACGCUGAGGAACUCGCACGAUAUACGGCUGACUUGGAGCCCGCAGUUCGUGAUCUCAUCCGAGAGUACCACGACGUUUUCCCAUCGUCGUUUUUGUACGCCGGCAUCUUAUCGAUGCAUGACGUCGAGCACUCCAUUCAGCUCGUGCCAGACUAUCGUGUUCACCACCAGGCACCCUACAGACUCUCGAUCCCCGAGGCCACCGAACUCAAGCGUCAGCUUGAGGAGCUCCUGAGACUGGGUUUCAUUAAACCCAGGAACUCCCCGUGGGGUGCACCCGUCCUCUUUGCUCGCAAAGCGGAUGUAACUCUUCGUCUCUACAUCGACUACCGCGGUCUCAACCGCUACACGGUUAAGAACAGUUACCCCAUGCCUCGUUCCGAUGAGUUGUUCGACCGCCUAGCAGGCAACCGCUUCUUUACAAAGAUUGAUCUUCGUAGCGGUUACCAUCAGAUCCGCGUCGCUGCAGCCGACCAGCCGAAUACCGUGUUCCGAUCGCGAUUUGGCCACUACGAGUUUACGGUGAUGCCAUUCGGCCUCACCAACGCACCCGCUACCUUCCAGAGGGCGAUGAAUGACAUCUUCAGGGACAUCCUGGAGCAGUACGUUCUUGUCUACCUCGACGAUAUCCUAGUCUAUAGUCGUACCCUUGAGGAGAACCUCAGACACCUCCGCGACGUCCUUGACCGUUUGCGCAGACAUGGCUUCUACGCCAAGCUAAGCAAGUGCGGCUUUGCCCAGCACAAAGUGGAUUUCUUAGGACACUACGUGUCUGACCAGGGGUCCACGGGCACUUCCAGUUCAAUGGGUUCUAGAAAGUCUACAAGUCAAACGGCGGGCUCGCAGUUCAGCCCGUUGACCCCACGUGAGAGGGAGAUUAAAGAGCUCCAACAGGUCGAAAGGAUCCGUGAACAGUUAGAGAGGGAUGUGAAGGAAGCUACCGACAGAGAAAGGGAGAUUAAAAAAAGAACAGCCAGGCUUGAAACUCUAGAGGCUGACAAAGCUGAGUUGGAGGGCUUAGAUGGUUCAGGAAUGAAUGAGCCCAUGAAAGUGUUGAGGAAGAACAUGUUGUCACUGCAUGCAUACGUGGACAAUAGGUUGGACUUCAUGCAGAGCACUAUGGACCAGAUCCUCGACGUUUUGACAAGGCUAGGAUUCAGGCCACCAGCACAAUCGCCGUUGCCGUUAUCGGCGAUGUCAGGCCCCUUUCCAGUUCAAGCUGGUACACAGCCAAGUGGUACGUCUCCAACAGCCUCACAGACUGUUGCAUCUUCUUCUUCGAGUCCAACAAUGAUUGCUACAUCACCGCAACAACCUGUUCCACCACAGGGACAGCAGCAAGGUCAAUGGUAUCCUAAGACCCCGAUGAAACCGCCUCUUGCCUUCUCAGGCGAGAGAAAGGACGAGGAACUCAACACAUGGUUGAGAACGGUCCCGGUUUGGGUGAAGGCAAAGAGGACCUUGCCUGAGGACGAAGUGGUAACUGCUGCAUCCUACCUUGAGGGUAAGGCAACCAAGUGGCUAGAUGGAGUAGUUGUAAGGGUCGGGUACGGGCGACGCAUGGCGGACUGGGCUAAGUCUCUGACGUUAGACCAGUUCAUGGAAAUGGUAGAAGCUCGAUGGCAUAAUCCACAGGAGUCACAAAAGGCCACUGAUGCCAUUAACAAACUAGACCAACAGAAGUUCAGAGCAGACUACCUGGGUGCGCUAGUUCCUGACUUUGGCAUAUCUGAAGAAGUAACUCGAUCAUUGGUGGGAACCUAUCACGAAGACCCUGUCACGAUGGACAUCAUUCGCAAGCUUCAGGAAAAAGACAAGGCCACGGAAAGUGACCUUCAACUGCUGACAAAGUUUGAGAGGAAAGGAAAUGACAUAUUGGAUGGUGGUUGUGAAUGGAAGUUGAUUAUCCACCUGCAUCCUACUAAGCCAUGGGCCAUAUUUACACCUGACCAAAAGUCAGUGCAAGUGUGGAGCUGUGAGGAUGGAACACAGGUUGACUCUUGGGUAAUCCCUUAUGUGACAGAUGCUUGGGAAGUUGCAUUUACUGGACAGAAAGACUGGAUUCUGGUGAAGCGAGAUAAGAGCCUUGAGGUGUAUGAAAGGCAAGGGUCCAACGUGCGGUGUAUAAAGGUGCUAACCACAGAAACUGGUGAAAAGCAAACCUAUCGAAUGGCAAUCCAUCCGACCUUGCCUUGUUUAUUGGCGAGUUUUGGAGGUCAGAAAAAUAUUUAUAUGUGGCGGUGGCACCCUGAAUGGGAGAAGGUAACAUUUGGAGGAUAUUCCACUGAGGUAUUUCGAGUGGUGUUUCAUCCGACGGAGCCACAGAUCCUUGCAGGCGCGGAUGAUAAUGAAAUCAAAGUAUGGAACAUGGAGAAAAGGUGUGUUAUCCAAACCCUGAAGGAUAGCGGCGAGGGGUGGGUGUUUCGUCUGGGAUUUGGCACUGGGCUCCAAAAGUCUCUUCUGAUCUCAUCCCGCCUUUACGAAGGGAGUGUCCGGGUCUGGGACUACGAGAGAGGGGUCUGCAUACUGAAAUGGGAAGCGCACAAGCAACCAGUAGUAUCAGCCUUUUUUCAUCCACGCUUGCCAUACAUAUUCACUGCAGCAAGCGAUGGAGAAAUAAAAGUCUGGAGCAACUCACACUUAGUCCACCGGCUAGUCCUAUCCUACAAUUGUCCAUGGAAUGGGGAGGUUCGGCGGAUGCAUCCAUGCGAGAAGUCUAACUUGCUUGUUCUUAGCGGUAAGGGCGAGUUCCGUGUACUUCAAGUAACUUGUACUCUGAUGGGGUUAACGGAGAAGAUUGAGCAAGUGUUUGAAGAAUUGGAAGCAGAGCGUCAGGGAGUCCAGAAGCUGGAGAAAGAGUUAAGACAAAAGAUUCAGGAGGUGGAAAAGAAAAUGGCAGGAGAGGCUAAGUUGAAGGCACAUCUUGCAGAUAGGAUCUCUCAACUGUGUCAGCUUGUGUCUGAAAGAGAAAGACAAGCACAGAAAGACGCGACGUCCAGAGCAGAUUUGGAGCAAAGAAUCUCUAAGCUGGAGUCUGAGAGAGAGAGACUGGCCAAGAAAGUUCAGGAAAUUGAGAAAAGAUUGCAAGAAGAUGUUGGUGAUGUGGAGACAAUUUGCAUUCCUUUGCUCCAAGAGUUUUCAAGCGAGGAAAUCCAGGUUGCUACAGAAAAUCUUGUUGUGAAGUGGAAGUUUGAACAGGGGGAUCAGCAUGAAGAUGUAUAUCGGGGAAAACUGAGCGAUGGCACUCUUGUUAUGGUGAAGAAGAUGAGAGAUGCAAGUAUGCAAGCGAUUUCUCACGACACGUUGAAGUCAAAGGUCGUCGAUAGGUUGAGAUUGCUUCGGCAUCCCCAUGUCUUGACCCUGCUAGGAGUCUGCUACGAAGAGAGUUGUCUGGUUUACGAGUAUAUGGCACGUGGAACUGUGAAAGAUUGGAUCUCAUGUACAAGACAAAGCGCAUGGUAUGCCCGCUUCCGCGUAAUGGCAGAGGUUGCUAGAGGACUGUGCUUCCUCCAUUCCGAUCCGCUGGGCACUGGUGGUCCCAUCAUCCACUCUGCCAUCACAUCAACAACCAUCUUUCUGGAUGACAACUUUGUUGCAAGGAUUGGUUAUGUUGAUCGCGCGCUGCUCGAUUCAGAACCUGCCCAAGGAGCGGAGAAGAGAGAGGCGGUCUCUCAACUGUUCAACAAACAUAACUCCCACUAUGUUGCUCCAGAGUACUGGCAUUCCCAAGCUUUCAAUGAGAAGACAGAUGUCUUUGCCUUCGGCAUCACUCUUCUGGAGAUGCUCACUGGAAAUUUCUCAAAUGCAUUCGAAGUUAUUGAGGAAGCUAUUGAAGAUGAUAAUGCCUUUCAGAAUGCUCUGGAUCGCAAUGCAGGAGGGGUGUGGCCUGCCAAGGCCGCAGCCUGUGACGAGCUCCUCAUCAUGAUUGUUCUAUUUAUAGCCGCGGAAUUUUUUAUAUGCGCGUUCUUGCUCUGCUUUGCUUCGAACGACUUGAAUAGCGUCUUUGCGACUGUUGCCGGGUUCCUUGUUCUCCUGUUUUACCUGCUGCUUGCCACAGCCAUCUUCGGCCUCGUGGUGUCCGCCGGGAGUGGUGGAGGGAAGGAGGUGGUCGGCAAGGGGCACAGCCUGAGGGAGUUCAGGCUCGAGAAUUACUCCUCCUGGAUGCGGCACAGAGUGAAAGACAAGGGUGUAUGGACGCGAAUCAAGCGGUGCCUCAUGGAGAGGGAGGAGUGCCAGAAACUGUCCCUGCAGAAGCCUGAUCCCAUAACCGGGAUCAUCAAGUUCAAUGGACUUCAAUCGGGGUGCUGUAAGCCGCCCGAUUCCUGCGGCUUCGCCGUGAUCAACGCCUCCGCAUCGCUUUACGAAAAACCCGCCAGUGCCAGUGCUGCUCCUUCCUCCUUACCUUCAGCGAUCUUCACAGAACCGGAUUGCUUGCUGUUCAGCGAUGGCGACGAGAAGUGUUUCGACUGCGAUUCCUGUCGAGCUGCGUUUCUGGACAGUCUAAGGAGGAGCUGGCGAAUGAUGUCAAUCAUCAACAUCGUGAUUGCUGCGUGGAUAUGCUGUUGUAGAGGGGGACACGGGGAGGAGCGUUAGUGGGUGGAUGAAGAUCAUCCCUUGGGCUUCAGACUCAAUCAUUAGACUCUUGAAGAUCAGCACAACAACAACUGGGACAGCGGAGGUGUCUUUCCGACUCUACGAAUAGGACUUAACCUUAUCUUGAGCAAUGAACUCAGCGCUCUGUG